CCCACAGCCGCCGAGCAGAGCGCUGCCAUGGCGCUGGCCCGCCCUGGGACCUGGGACCCCAGGCCCUCGGCCCCUCUCCUGCUGCUGCUGCUGCUGCUGCUGCACAGAGCCCCAGUCCUCGCCCUACCGGCUGGGACGGUGCCUUCGGAGACCCCGGGCGCCUGCGCCUCAGACCCGUGCGCUCCAGGGACCAAGUGCCAGGCUACAGAGAAUGCUGGCUACACCUGUGUGCCCCCGGAGCCCCGGGGCUGUGCCAGUCAGCCAUGCCACCACGGCGCUCUGUGUGUGCCCCAGGGCCCAGGGCCUGAUGACUUCCGCUGCUACUGUGUGCCCGGAUUUCAGGGCCCACACUGUGAGCUGGACAUUGACGAGUGUGCGUCCCGGCCCUGCCACCACGGGGCCACUUGCCGCAACCUGGCUGACCGCUACGAGUGCCACUGCCCCCUCGGCUAUGAAGGCGUGACUUGCGAGACGGAGGUGGACGAGUGCGCCUCGGGGCCCUGCCUGCACGGGGGCUCGUGCCUGGACGGCGUGGGCUCCUACCGCUGCGUGUGCGCCCCGGGCUACGGGGGCGCCAGCUGCCAGCUGGACCUGGACGAGUGCCAGAGCCAGCCGUGCGCACACGGGGGCGUGUGCCGCGACCUGGUCAAUGGGUUCCAGUGCGACUGCGCGGACACGGGCUACGAGGGCGAGCGCUGCGACCUGGAGGUGCUGGAGUGCGCGUCGGCGCCCUGCGCGAACAACGCGUCCUGCCUGGAGGGCCUCGGGAGCUUCCGCUGCCUCUGCUGGCCAGGCUACAGUGGCGAGCGGUGCGAAGUGGAUGAGGACGAGUGUGCAGUGGGCCCCUGCCAGCAUGGGGGCCGGUGCCUGCAGCGCUCGGAUCCGACCCUCUAUGGGGGCGUCCAGGCCACUUUCCCCGGUGACUUCAGCUUUCGCCAGGCUGCUGGCUUCGUGUGCCGCUGCCCUCCAGGCUUUGAGGGGAACGACUGUGGCGAGGAUGUGGACGAGUGUGCCUCACGGCCGUGCCUCAGUGGAGGCCUCUGCCAGGACCUGCCCAAUGGCUUCCAGUGCCACUGUCCAGACGGCUACACAGGCCCGACAUGUCAGGAAGACAUGGACGAAUGCCUGUCAGAGCCCUGCCUCCACGGUGGGACCUGUGAAGACACCGUGGCAGGCUACAUCUGUGGGUGCCCCGAGGCCUGGGGUGGACCGGAUUGUUCUGUGCCACUCACCGGCUGCCAGGGCCACACUUGCCCACCGACUGCCACCUGCAUCCCUACCUUCGAGUCAGGGGUUCACAGUUACACCUGCCGCUGCCCACCUGGUACCCAUGGGCCUUUCUGUGGCCAGAAUACUACGUUCUCCAUGGUGGCUGGGAACCCUGUACGGGCUUCGGUGCCAGCAGGCAGCUCCCUAGGUCUGGCCCUGAGAUUUCGUACCACGAUACGUGUGGGUGCCUUGGCCACAUGCUCUGACACUCAAGGCAGCGUGGAGCUGGCACUGGUGGAGGCCAGGCUUCAGGCCACACUCCACGGCAAGAAUGUGCUCGUCCUGAGGCUGCUGGAACCACCUCUCAGUGAUGGCCACUGGCACCGAGUGGAGGUGACGCUCCGCCUGGGGCUCCUGGAGUUGCGGCUCUGGCACAAAGGCUGUCCUGCCCGGCUCUGUGUGGCCUCCAGUCCCGUGGCCACAGCUGCCCCGGCCCCCACGCCUGCUGGGUCCCGCUUCACCCAGCUGGGCGGCGUGGCUUUUGCGGGCUGCCUCCAGGAUGUGCAGGUGGAUGGGCAUCUGCUGCUGCCCGAGGACCUUGGCGAGAACGUCUUCCUGGGCUGCCAGCACCAGGAGCACUGCCAGCCUCCGCCUUGUGCCCACGGAGGGGUCUGCGUGGAUCUGUGGACUCACUUCCAUUGUGACUGCCCCCGGCCCUACAGUGGUCCCACAUGUGCUGAUGAGGUUCCUGCUGCCACCUUUGGCUUGGGGGGCACCCUGAGCUCUGCCUCCUUCCUACUCGACCGGCUGCCAGGCCCGAACCUCACCGUGUCCUUCCUCCUCCGCACCCGGGAACCCGCUGGCCUUCUGCUCCAGCUCACCAACGAUUCAGCUGCUGGCCUGACAGUGUUCCUGAGCGAGGGCCAGAUCCGGGCGGAGGCGCUGGGCAGUCCUGCUCUGGUGCUCCCGGGGCGCUGGGAUGACGGGCUCCAGCACCUGGUGACACUCAGCUUCGGGCCUGAUCAGCUGUGGGGUGUGGGGCAGCAGGUGCACGUGGGCGGCAGGCUCCUCCCUGCUGACGCUGAGCCCUGGGGUGGGCCCUUCCGAGGCUGCAUGCAGGACGUGCGACUCAACGACCUCCACCUCCCCUUCUUUCUACCACUGCUGGGUAACUCCAGCCUGCCCAGCGUGCCCGGCCGCGGGCAGUCCUGGAACCUCACCAUGGGCUGCGUCUCUGAGGACACAUGCAAUCCUGAGCCCUGUCUCAAUGGUGGGACUUGCCUUGUCACCUGGAAUGACUUCCACUGCACCUGCCCUGCCAACUUCACCGGGCCCACGUGUGCCCAGCAGCUGUGGUGUCCUGGCCAGCCCUGUCUCCCUCCUGCCACCUGUGAGGAGGUCCCUGAUGGCUUUGUCUGUGUGGCGGAGGCCACGUUCCGCGAGGGACCCCCGGCGGAAUUCAGCGGGCACAACGCGUCAUCGGGCAGCGCGCUCAGCGGCCUCUCGCUGGUCUUCCGCACGCGCGACUCCGAGGCAGGGCUGUUGCGCGCUGAGGACGGCCCGGCCGCCGUGUGGCUGGCGGUGCGCAACGGCUCGCUGGCGGCAGGCGUGUGCAGCGGCCCCGGUUUGCCCCGCGCGGUGCUGCCAGCGCCCGGGCCGCGUGUGGCCGACGGCGCCUGGCACCGCGUGCGCCUGGCCAUGGAGCAGCCCGAGGCCGCCGCGUCGCGCUGGCUGCUCUGGCUGGACGGCGCGGCGACGCCGGUGUCGCUGCGUGGCCUGGCCGGCGACCUGGACUUCCUGCGCGGCCCGGGCGCCGCGCGCGUCCUGCUGGCCGAGAACUUCACGGGCUGCCUGGGCCGCGUGGCGCUCGGCGGCCACCCGCUGCCCUUGGCGCGCCCGCGGCCCGGCGCGGACCCCGGCUCCCGCGAGCCCUUCUCGGCCCGGCCCGGAGCGCCCGCCCCGCACCUCGGCUGCCGCGGCGCUCCGGUGUGUGUCCCCUCGCCCUGCCUGCACGGCGGCGUCUGCCGCGACCUCUUCGACGCCUUCGCUUGCGCCUGCGGCCCGGGCUGGGAGGGCCAGCGCUGCGAGGACCGCGCCGACCCGUGUCGCUCGGCGCCCUGCGCCCGCGGCCGCUGCCACGCGCACCCUGACGGUCGCUUCGAGUGCCGCUGCCCGCCUGGCUUCGCAGGCCCGCGCUGCAGGUUGCCUGUCCCACCAGAGGGGUGCAGUCUGAACAUCACCUGUCUCAAUGGUGGCCAGUGUGAGGAGGGUCCCCAGGGGGCCAACUGCAGCUGCCAGGAGAGCUUUGCUGGGCAGAGGUGUCAGAUCCCCUGUGAAGCCAACCCUUGCUUGAAUGGGGGCACCUGCCGGGCAGCUGAUGGGGUGUACCAAUGUAUCUGCAAUGCCAGGUUCUCAGGCCAGUUCUGCGAAGUGGUGAAGGGCCUACCGCUGCCGCUGCCGUUCCCGCUGCUGGAGGUGGCAGUGCCUGCGGCCUGCGCCUGCCUCCUCCUCCUCCUCUUGGGCCUCCUCUCAGGGAUCCUGGCGGCCAGAAAGCGCCGCCAGUCAGAGGGCACCUACAGCCCGAGCCAGCAGGAGGUGGCCGGAGCCCGGCUGGAGAUGGACAGCGUCCUCAAGGUGCCGCCCGAGGAGAGACUCAUCUAGGCCCACCUUGCUGCAGCUCCAGGCCCUGUGAGGGCCUCGAUUUCUACCUGGAGACCCAAGGAGGCCACUUCUGGGAGCCUGCAGGGAAAUGGCUGGCCCCUUCUUAGCCUUGGAGAGCUGCUACAGGGCUCAGGAUACCUGCUGGGAAGUGUCCCCUUUGCCAGGAGCCCCUGCCCCUGCCCCUUGCUGGGCUGAGGGGAAGGGGCGUGCUCAGGGAAACAGAGGAGCCUGUGAGGUUGUGGACAUUCACUGUCCAGCUGCUAGGUCUCGCCUCGGCAGAUGCACGACUGUGCUGGGAGAAGCACCUGUGGGUGCACACGAUGUGUUUUGGUGUGUGUGUGUGUGUAUACGUACCUGUGUGUGUGUGUGUGUACCCGGGCCUGUUGAUCUGCAGAUACCUGUGUGUUAGGGAUGGGGUUGUGGGCAUUUGCCCUUGUUUGUGCACGUGACCUCCUUGUUUGUGCAUGUAAUCAUGUAGUGGGUGCAGCUGGCCCCACGGAGAAGCAGCUGGGCGGAGGAGACCACCUUCUCAGUCCUGGGACAGGGGCGGCCCAGGGCCAUGAGUGCUCCUGGAGGCCAGGCCAGGGCUGGCCCAAUGACCAGAGCCCCACCUCUGGCAGCUUCUCCCACCUCCCACCUCCGGAUGCCUGGAGUCAGCUGGAAAUCAGCAGGAUAGGGGGCAGGAGCCAGAGGUUAAUGUAUGAGCUCCCGGUUCCCCAAACAGAUGCUCCUGGAGGGAGAUUCGACUCUGCCCUGCACUGGAGCCAGGCGCUGUCUGGGAUGUGGACUACGGGGCAGACCUGCAGGAGCUGGGGGGGGAGUUGGGGGGUAGUGUCUGGGCCCACGCAGUCUGCCUCCUGCGGGCCUGUCGCUCGGAGAGCAGCCCUGGCCUGCCUCACAGGGCUGUUGUGAAGAUGGUGGGUGACUAUGGGGAAGGAUGGGGCUCUGGGAUUCGUUACAGUCUACUCUGCUGUGGGGCUACCCGGGUUGUCCUUUUAGGUGUCGGGAAGGGAGAGGGAGAGCGCGGCGAAGGGGCCUUCCUGAGGGGCAGCCAGGGGCCGAUGAGGAUGGAGGAGCCAUCCUCCCUGCCCACCUUGUGCUUCUCCAGCUCCUCCCGCACCAGCAAGGUUGCUCCUUCACCUGCAGACCAGUCGCCUCCCUAACGGUCGCUGGGAGGAUUUGAGGAGAGGACGCGCAGGAAGCCCUCAGGGUUGUUCCCUGAGGCAGGUGCUUAGCAAACAUUGGCACCGCCUCUGUGUUGGGGCUGGUCCUGUGGACAGACACAGAUGGGGAAGAGCUGGCUGCUUUGCUUCCGGCCCCUUCCCUGGUGAUGCCGCCACAGUGGGAUCUCUGACAGGCACCUGAGGGCCUGGCCUCUGAGCUUCAGAGUCCCUUUUUCCCUGACCUGGAGAUGUUCCCUUUGGUCCUUCCUGUUUCCCAGGCCAGCGCCCCCUGUGCCAAGACCAGGAGACCCCUUUCCACUUCUCGAUUGGAGGUCGACCUUACCCAGCCCCCCCAGGGGUCUCAUCCAACUUCCAGAGGCACAGGAAUCACUGGGAGGUGGAGCCAUGCGGUCGGGAUGGGGUGGGAGGGCUGAGGCUGAGCACUAGGCUCCAGGGGCUUGCUUGGUCCUUAGCCUGGAGAAGGUGGGACCAACUUUCCUUGUGGCUCCUGGGAAAGGCAGGGAGAAAACAUCUGUUACCACGACCUUAGCCAAGCUGCUGCCUUGAUUAGUUCAUCAAGUCAGAGAUUUGGCAAACCUGUGUUUUUGCAGAUUCCUAAGACAAGACAUUCUGGGUGGAACCCCAGUGUAUAAAAGCUGGGUGGUUCUUUUUUGUCCUCCUCUUGUUCCUGAGAGUUCUGAGAAUUUGUAAUUUUCAAGCACAGACUGGGAGGGAGACACAGACAGAAUGAUGGGCAGGUGGGGGUAGGGGGUGGGGACAGUUAAGGGUGGGGACACCCUUAACAUCCACUCUGGGUGCUUGGUCCAACCCAGCCAAGAGAGGUGCAGUUUCCAAGGCUCUGCCCUUGCUAUUAAGAGGUGGUUCCAGGUAUCCCCUUGAGCUUGACUUUUCCUGGAGCCAAGAUGCCUUUGACAUCACUGGUGACCUAGAGCCCUGCUGUGUGGGGCCCGGCAGCCCUGUGCCCAACCAUGACCAACCUACCCUUCAGAGGCCUGACUGGGAAAAGGCUUUGACCUGGGGGUGGGCCAGGGUCAAAGCCUUCCUGACUGCUCCAUGGACCCCGCCUCUACCUCUACAAACGCAGAUACCGAAGGUUCCCCGAGGUGGAGUCCCCUCCCUUCAGAGCUUCCUCAGGACACAGGGAUACCAGCUUCUCUCCAAGAAGAUUUUAUUGAACGCACACACAAAAUUCAUCCUUGGAUUUGCAGAUUCAAUCCAGCAAGGGAAGAGACAGCAGUGCUCUUGUGAACAUGGUGCUCUUGCCACCGGCCCCAGCCAGGGAGACCAUGGGGUGGGCUCGGCUUCCCUGAGGCCACCGAGCACCUCUUGCCUUAAGACUCUGCCCGCCGAGUGCGCAACCCUGUCCUGACGGGGCUCGGGGGUCUGCCCAGGAUGGAUCUACAAUCUCUGCUGAAACAUCUGAGUGUCCUAGAGGCACCCGCGUGGCCCAGGCGUAACAUAGCGCCCUGCUUCCGGCGGCCAGAGGACAUUGCCGAGACUGAAAGAGAGGACUUGCCCCAGGGGCUGGGACUGCUGAAGGCGCUUGUGCGGGGCCAGCAGCCCUUCACACCCCACGCUGUCGGAGCAAACCUCAGGGCUGGGCCUCGCUCACUCACGGGUGGGGGUGGUCUCCCAGUCCCUCAGAUGAUGACAAGGCUCCCUGGGGUUUUUGGGGCCUCUAGAAACCCCCUUGCCCCCACAGACAGCCCUGAGACUGUAUGUCUGACCAUUCACAAAUAGGAAAUGAGAAAUCAGGUCAAAAUGUUCACAAUUUCCUGGAUGUCUCAGAUGGUUGUUUUCUUAAAUGGUUGGGCCAUAUUUUAACUUGGUUUAUUGAAAUUAGUCAAUUUCAAGAUUCCAUCAAAUCAAUAAAAGUAAAAAGGAAAAGAAAGAUAAAAGAAAUAAUAACAAAA
Messenger RNA from Capra hircus (goat), 6967 nucleotides. It is a transcript of the gene CRB2, whose product is annotated as crumbs 2, cell polarity complex component. Gene Ontology annotation, cellular component: plasma membrane; protein-containing complex. The transcript is spliced from 13 exons. Gene Ontology annotation, molecular function: calcium ion binding. Lineage: Eukaryota; Metazoa; Chordata; Mammalia; Artiodactyla; Bovidae. Gene Ontology annotation, biological process: establishment or maintenance of epithelial cell apical/basal polarity; heterophilic cell-cell adhesion. Bases 28 to 3870 code for a protein of 1280 amino acids. The record is from RefSeq and is a predicted model, not a curated record.